Molecule: messenger RNA, 1482 nt
Organism: Sorghum bicolor (sorghum)
Lineage: Eukaryota; Viridiplantae; Streptophyta; Magnoliopsida; Poales; Poaceae
Product: probable transcription factor KAN4
Exons: 5
Coding region: 249-1019 (256 amino acids)
Molecular function (GO): DNA-binding transcription factor activity; DNA binding
Source: RefSeq, a predicted model, not a curated record
GUGCACACGGUAGGCAGCAAGCAAGUACUUAAAUAUAUGCUGCAAGGUGGUGUUCGUCGUCCUUCAGCCAAACUCUCAACAACUUACUUAUAUAUAUCUAGACUAGAUAUAUAUAUAACUCGAUCUGGUACUACCAUAUAUAUAUGAGAAGCUACUAGCUAGCUAGCUAGAGUCUGAAAGAAUUGAGCUGCUAGCUUGGGAUAGAGCGAGGUGAAGGCUGCAUACCGGGGAGAGAGGCAGCAGGGAGAAUGAGAGGGUUUGAGAGAAAAGGGGUCCGGCAGUACAACCGAUCAGAGGUGCCGCGGAUGCGGUGGACGGAGGAGCUGCACCGGCAGUUCGUCGAGGCCGUCGAGUGCCUCGGUGGCCAGGACGAAGCAACUCCGAAGCGAAUUCUUCAGUUGAUGGGCGUGAAGGGAGUUAGCAUAUCUCAUAUCAAGAGUCAUCUUCAGAUGUACAGAAGCUCCAGCUCCAGCAGCAGCAGCAGUACUCAUCAGUCCAGCCUCCAGAAGUUGACAUCGUCAACCGCGGCGAGCAACAGCAAGCGCGUGUUCUUGAGCCGUGAAGAUCACUGCGCUUAUGCGUCACAGGAUGGCAACACUCCAGCUCCAUCAGACAAGAACAUUUAUACCACCAUGCUCCGUGGUUGCAGCCACUCAUCACCAUACCAAAUACCGCCGUCGCUAGAGGAAGUGUUCAGAAGCUGCUGGGAACAAAGAAGAGGGCGUGCUCCUUGGAACUCCAACGUGCUAACAACAGAGAAGGCGAUUAGGCCAGGUCACACUAAUAAUAAGAAGCCCGCCGAGAAGCAGCACACGGGAUGCGACCUCACGCUGUCGAUCGGCCUGUGGGAGGACGCGAGCAGCGACGACGCAGACGGCUCGAGCUCCAUCAGCGAGGAGCUGCUGCUGCCUGCUCCGGCAGCAGGCGCUCGCCGCGUCGCCGCCGCCGUGAAGGAGGAGGAGAGCAAGCCGGCGGCUCUGAACCUGGACCUGACCAUCUCGUCGUCUUGGCUGGCCUGAGUCUGACGACGCCGCCGGCGGCCGGCUGGCGGCGCUGUGCGUGACCGGCACACGUACGUACAGUUCCGUACGUACGCUCGUGUACAGUUAUACGGACUCAUGCAUGCAGAGCAGCAGACUGUGUGAUCAGGCCUUCAGUACUAGACUGUAUAUGGCGUGGCAGUAGUCUUGCUAGAUAGGUCGCUCGGAUUUUCGUGUCCUGCCCUUGUUAGCCACUCCGUUUUAGUCUCUUCUCUUCUUUUUUAUUUUUUAGAUUUGUAUAACAUUUUCGGGUCCAUUCGAUUAGGAACCGGGCUUCAGACGACGGUGGGUGAGGAAUUUCUGCAGUCUUUUUUCUUUGUCUGGGGAGAAGGCGCUGUAUUCCUCACCUGUCAUCGUCUGAAAUGUUCUAUUUCUGAUCGAUUGUCUAGACUCUUAGAAAAGGAGCAUGAAUAUACUUAUGUUAUUAGUGCUAGCAGCUAUA